UAAAAAGGCAAAAGAAUCAAAAAAGAGUACAAAAGCCUUUUUCACUUCCAUUUUUCCAUUUUUUUCUCCAAAACGCAAGGUGGCACAGAAACAGAGCUCCAAAAAUUACAGAGCCAUACAUGGUCGUCACUGCCUGGUCCAAAUUCCUUUCAAAAGAUUGUAACAUCCUGUAGCCUAAAAGACAAGAAAUACAGUGCAGGAAGCAGCUAACUGUUCUGUUUCACUGAUUUGCUUCCCCCAUGGACAGCUGUCUGGAUAGUGUUUCGCAUGAUGAGAAUGAAGAUAAGCCAAAAGGUGAAGAAGCUGAAUCCACUCAUAUUGAGAUCAAGAAGAAAGAGUUUUUAAAACCAGUUCCAAAUUCUGAAACUAAUGUUCAAGUUAACAUUGUCAAAGGGAAAGAUGGUCAAAAUGUUAAUCAAGAUGCAUCCCCUUUAGAGAUCGAUGCUCCCGGGGAAGUAAUGGAUGCCUCCAUAUUAGAAGAUGAUGUUAUACGAGCAGGAGGUUUUGGUGCUAGAGAUGAUCUUAGCAGUUUUCUUCCAGUUGCAAGUGAUUCUACUGACUUUGAAGCCAUGAUACGUGAUGCCCGUGAAUAUGAAGAACCUCAGGGUGAAGUAUGCAGACCAGGUCUUGGCUGGAAAGAAACUACUACACAAAAGUAGUUGCCAGUUACUGCCAUUGCAUGCCUCUUCUACGUGACUGUUGUCAGGUUUUCAAAACAGAGCACAAACUUUCCAGUUGCUAAGCAAAUGGGCUUGAUUGGCCCCUACUUACUACAAUGCAUGCUAUUUCAGUUUAGUGAAUUUGAGUCAGAAAAUGAGGUCCCCACUCAAACAUUUUAAUCAACAGCAAGGUAUGUGUUUCUUAAUUUAGCUUAAAUUUUAUAUUCUUAUUCUGUUUUUUUUUUUGCUUAUCAUUAAUAUUUAAAGAAUCACUAUGAUUUUGACUAUGGAAUACUUGGUAUAAGAACUUCCGGCCGACCCCUCGACGGUGAAGUUUUAAGCAUUUCUGGUGAUUUUUUCUGGACUUUUAUGUAUUAUUUGUUUAGUUUCAGAAAUGGUUAGUGGUCCUAUGGUUGUUGAAAGAAAUAAUAGCAAAAAAGAGAAUAUGUUAUACUGAUUUUGAAAGAGCUGAUUUUUAGAGCAUGUUUAAUAUUAGGGCCUUAUUAUAUAUAUUGUGUAGUCAUAGUCAUUGUUAAGUUGACAAGAUUUGAUGUAAUAGUAGUAAGUUAAAGGCUACUAGAGCAUGGCUAGGAAAGGAGUCAUGUGGAGCCUCUUGCACGUGACCCCCUUGUGGGAAAAAAUAUGCCUGUCAUGAUCUUGGUUUUUGGUAUAACUACCAGCAACCUCAUAUGCAUUAUAUAUCACGAGAAAAAGAAAAAAAAAAUACUCUUUAGGGGUCUGAUAGUAACAUGUGAGAUUGAUUAGUCAUAUAGAUUCUUAUAUAUGUAUAUAUAUUUUUGCACUUGAAAGAAGGGUGGUUGUUUUCUAAUGAAAAUUCCUUUAAGGUACAUUUGAAUAGUCAAGAGUCCUACUACUAGAGUUUCAUAUCAUCUUAUACAGAUACCCCACUAUUUUCCAUUAACUUAAGCUGAAAAUUCCAAUUUCUCUGUUUAUUUUGAUUUUGAUUUUUUUUUUCCAAAUAAAAAAAGGUAUAUACUAGAGAUCUUUGCAAUGCAUACCUUGUGUAUAGAUACACCCUCUUGUGUGUUUUUAGUUCCUGAAUAGUUAUUUUGAUUUUUUUUUUUAUAAUUAUUUGUUUUAAUAUUGUGAACCGAAUACACAGAGGUUAAUGCACACCUUGUGUAUCGGUACACCCUCUUGUGUGUUUUUAGUUCCCGAAUUGUUAUUUCUUUAUUUAUUUUAUUUAAUUCGAUUUUUUUUGAAAUUUUGCAGGAUGUAUCAAACAAUUACAAUAAAUUAUCUUAGCAUAAAUUGAAUUCAAAAUUAUUCCGGAACCGAAAACAAGAAGAGGUAAACCCCUAUACCACAUAAAAUCUCUGUAUACUAUAUUGUGUGAUGGAUGGAUAGAUAGAUAUAGAUAUAUGCAAUUCUUGUUGGUUUCAUGUCAGUUUAUAUCUAAAAGGCAUGCCUAAGCGCAUAAACUCUAAUUGACACAAAUGGGGUGGGGGGGGUAUGGUAUCAUCUUUUCUUUUGGUACAAUUUGCUCAUGUAGGGGCCGUAGGAGGAGUUUGGAGAGAGAGCUUAUUGUGAAGGAAGAGAAAUGAGAGGGAUAUUAAAAGAGAAAAAGAUAUUAGAAGUAUUAGUAGUGGACACAAGGAUUAUAGUUUGACAAAGUAGAAAAAAAAAAAAAAUACCAAGUGACAAUAUAACCUAUCAACUAUUGGCUUAAAGAUCAGAUCAGCCCCUCCCUCUACUUUCCACUGCUGAUUCAUAUAUAUCAGAAAAACACACUUGUUUUUUUUUUCUUCUUGCAUGAUAAGCACUGAUUCUUUAGGUCAUCUUGUUGGGACAAUAGCUUUGUCACCUAGGGACCCAUCUCACCCCAUCUUAAAACUUUGGAUUGUCAUUGGUCCCCUGCUUUAGCCAAUUAUUUUGUUUACUUACAUAUUUUAAUCUUUUGCUUCACAAAGUAUAGGGUAAAUAUACAGUAUAGGGCCUUUUUGGUACGCCCUAUAUUUGUUUCAGCGAGAUUUUUUUAAUCUAUUUCUUUUUUCAUAAUUGUGUUAAAUUUUUUAAAAUUUUUGAAUAGUUUAUAGUGCGAUAUUUUACUGCACUCCUAACUGUUUUUUAAUGCACGUAAAGUAAUUGUUUCAAUUAUAUUUUCGGUUUAAAUUAUUUUAAUUUUUUUGAAAAUUAUUUAUUGUUUGUACUUUGUAGUGUGUAAUUUGAGUGUGUGAGUUAGUAAAGUAUAUUAUAUUAUAGGUGCACAAAUGUGUAUAUAUAUUUUAUAUGUAUGAAUUAUUAUAAUUAUAUAUAUUUAUAAAAUAAUUUUUUUUAUAAAUUUUAAAUAAUUUAUAGUAGAUAAUUUGAAAAUUAUGUGCUCUUGUUUUUAUUUAUUUGACGUGUUUAAAACAUGCAAUGGGUUUUGAAGUUGUGUAAAUUAUUUAUAUAAUAUCUUAAAUAUCUACAAUAAAUAUAUAUAUAUAUAUUCACUGUAUAUAAGUGUAUGAUAGAAUAGAAAUUGAUUUGUGAGGAAGUCCCAAUUAUUUGGGGUUUAGAAGGUGAUUUUGAUUUUAUUUAAGGCCCCCAAGAAGAUUCUAACACCCCCUUUUACGUGUCACCGUUGGGUUUUAACAACUAGUUGUGGUUGGGGGACCAUUGACCUCACCAUCAAUACAAACUAGUACACACACACUCUUUUAUUUGCUUUGUUUUGUUUUUAUUUUAGAUCAUAAUUUGGUUUCUUACAUUUAUUAUGUGGUAUUCGUUAAACUUGAUGAAUCAUCUAGUGGUCAUAAUAAGUUAUAUCAAAGAAUUUUUUUAGUGCAAAACUAUUCAAAUGACCAAGCAAAGGCAUUAUUAAUUAGGGGUGGACCCACACAUAGGCGAGGGGGACAUGAAUUUUAGUUAGUUACCACAUAUAUUUAUAAUAAAAAAUGAUAUUUAUAAACAUCAAAUUAGUUUUAGUGUAAUAGUUCAAUUCUUAUGAAGAGCAUUUUUUUUUAAGUUUACUUUUGCCUCCACUUUAAAAAAAAAAAAAAU
This is a messenger RNA of Cannabis sativa, 3662 nucleotides long. RefSeq lists its product as uncharacterized. The record is from RefSeq and is a predicted model, not a curated record. Lineage: Eukaryota; Viridiplantae; Streptophyta; Magnoliopsida; Rosales; Cannabaceae. The transcript is spliced from 4 exons. Bases 240 to 659 code for a protein of 139 amino acids.